Molecule: messenger RNA, 1070 nt
Organism: Cryptomeria japonica (Japanese cedar)
Lineage: Eukaryota; Viridiplantae; Streptophyta; Pinopsida; Cupressales; Cupressaceae
Exons: 3
Coding region: 198-770 (190 amino acids)
Cellular component (GO): intracellular anatomical structure
Source: RefSeq, a predicted model, not a curated record
GUAAAUUGCCUUUGACUUGCAUUAUAUCUACUGUGUAUACCCAUAAAUUUGGGAUAUUAAUUUCCAGGAAAAAAACGAGAGAGACAAUUUGGGAUAUUAAUUUCCAGGAAAAAAACGAGAGACACGAUUUGGGAUAUCAAGUGUAUACACGAAAUUCUUGUACCCGGAUCCUCUCUUGCUUUGUCACAGAAAGAAAGAUGGCAUUGAAAUCGAAACAGAUCGCAGCGUCACUGGAGCUUCAACCUCAUCCCGAAGGAGGCUACUUCAAGGAGACUUUCAGAGACACUUCUAUUGUUCUUACCAAAUCAAUUCUUCCACCUGAUUACAAGGUAGACAGGCCUAUUAGCACAGCCAUAUAUUUUUUACUUCCAUCUGGGAAUGUUUCCCUUUUGCACCGGAUCCCCUGUGCAGAAACAUGGCAUUUUUACAUGGGAGAACCUCUGACGGUCUUUGAGCUUGAGCCUAAUGGAGGAAUCAAACAAACAAUUCUUGGCCCUGAUCUGGCAGCAGGACAAAAAUUGCAGUAUACUGUUCCACCAUUUGUUUGGUUUGGGUCUUAUCCAACAAAGGAUAUUGAAAGCUUCUCUGCUGAUGGUAGCAUGCUAGUUAAAGCUCCACCUAGAGAUCCUGAGAUGCAUUAUACCUUGGUUGGGUGCACCUGUGCACCUGCAUUCCAGUUUCAAGAUUUCGAGUUGGCAUCAAGAUCUGAACUACUGUCAAUGAAUUCGAUUGCCAAGCCCUUUAUUGAAUACCUAACAUCUGCUGACUGAAGAUUCAUGAAUGCGAUGCAAUCCAAUAGAAUUUACUUAGGAUUUCAAGAAUCUGCAUAGUCUGUUCCAGAGAAACGGAGGCAGUAUCAAGAAAUUGCAAAGUUGGUCAAGGUUACUUGUUUUAUCUUUAUAGCCCGUUUUAGAGGAAGCAAUUUACUCUCAGAAAAUUGUAAAGGAUUGCAGUAAGACUAUUUGUUUGACUUAUAUAGGCUGUUUUAGAGGAAACACCAUAAAAUCAGAAAAUUGCAAUGAUUUGCAGCAAGACUAUUUGUUUUAUCUAUAUAUGCAGUUUUAAAGGAA